Aspergillus steynii IBT 23096 is the source of this 989-nucleotide messenger RNA. RefSeq lists its product as uncharacterized. The record is from RefSeq and is a predicted model, not a curated record. Lineage: Eukaryota; Fungi; Ascomycota; Eurotiomycetes; Eurotiales; Aspergillaceae. The transcript has a single exon. The coding region runs from base 165 to 809 and encodes 214 amino acids.
AUUCCUGGGAAUGUCGUACGAUCAAAUAAUAGCAUACUUCUUGUGUAUCCUUCGUGCACCGGGAAACAACCGCCGCAUUCCACGCUGACGGCAUAAACAAUGACGAUCGGGGGGGGAUUCUGGUCUCAGCCGCCUUCGGCUCGCCCGAGUCAGUCCUGGGAGCAAUGUCCUCCACGGAUCACCUCUGCAGCGUCGAUAAAAUACCGAAGCUUAAGAUUCUCGAGGAAUCUGACCGAAUUGCACGGAAAUUCCCACGCCUGAGGUUGGCGGUCUGGCGAUGCUUUUGGAGCUGUCAUAUUCCACCUCCAGGUUCGAAGCGCCUCCAAUUUCCACUCGGGGGGUGCAGCAGGCAGUCUUAUCCUGUGGAGUUCAACCGAGAAAGAUUUCGAUGGUUCGACAGGAGCAGUGAACCAGGAUGGACAAUCGACAUGGGCUUCAAGGCCGGGACCGGAGCCAACGCUGGAAGGAAUCCAUGUGCGGUGGCUAAAAAUGGCCUGGGGAAGUCCACCGGUCACACGGCGAUGUCAUCAUUGCAGAGCAUCCUUUCGUUUCUGCCCGUCGAUGGUUUUCUCCUCCUCCCGUUGUUUUUCUCUUCCUUCCUUUCUUUCUUUCUUUCUUUUUUUUUUUUUGUUGGCGUGGAUGGGAUUGGGGAGGGAUUUCUGGAUGGGAAGUUGAUGCGACUCGGUCGGAUAUAUCAAUCCCGCUCUCCCGCCUCGCCAAUCCUUGCGUCCGUCUCGUCUGCUGGACUCCGGCUCUACGGUGAACUGCACAUAAAUUCAAACAGAAGACAUAAAACAGAAUCAUCAUAGGUAUACGAGAAAAGAAAAUUUCAUAUCCUCCAAAGUAGGUUUAAUUUACAAAGUUCCUCGGGACUUUUGAAAAGGCCGAUGGGAGACGUCGUCUGGUCUCAAACCCAUGUUCCUAAAAGUCCCGACGUUUUCCCCAGACCUUGCCAGUAGGACAGGAAAAUAAACCUAGUGAGCAGCAGG